This is a messenger RNA of Labrus bergylta (ballan wrasse), 2178 nucleotides long. It is a transcript of the gene bco2b, whose product is annotated as beta-carotene oxygenase 2b. Gene Ontology annotation, biological process: retinal metabolic process; carotene catabolic process. The record is from RefSeq and is a predicted model, not a curated record. Lineage: Eukaryota; Metazoa; Chordata; Actinopteri; Labriformes; Labridae. Gene Ontology annotation, molecular function: beta-carotene 15,15'-dioxygenase activity; carotenoid dioxygenase activity. Gene Ontology annotation, cellular component: mitochondrion.
GAGUGUACAAGACCUUUCAACACUGUAACAUACUCAAGGAAGAAAAACCACAGCCAUGGCAAGCAUCAAAAUCCAGCAGCAGAACAAUGCUUCAGCACUUAAAAAAUCAAAGUCUAAGAAGAACAUCAACCACUUCACAGAUGUGCACGGUCUGCCCUGCAUUGAGAAGAUUGUGAGCUCAGUGGAGGAAACACCCGAGCAAAUCGUCACCAAAAUCACUGGCAAAAUCCCAGAAUGGAUCAACGGGAGCUUCCUGAGAAACGGACCUGGGAAGUUUGAGAUUGGAAACCAGAAGUUCAAUCACUGGUUUGAUGGUAUGGCUCUCCUGCACCAGUUCAAAAUAUGCAAUGGUGAAGUGACUUACAAAAGUCGCUUCCUGUCCAGUGAUAGUUAUCAAGCCAACAAGGAGCACCACCGCAUCGCCGUGUCGGAGUUUGGCACCGUCAAUGUGCCAGACCCCUGCAAAAACUUCUUCCAGCGCUUCCUGUCAAGAUUUGAGUUACCAAAACCCACAGAUAAUGCAAAUGUGAGCUUCGUGACCUACAAGGGUGAUUAUUAUGUCAGUACGGAAACCAACAUCAUGCACAGGGUGGACCCUGAGACACUGGAGACGACUAAAAAGGUGGACUGGAGCAAAUUUAUUGCUGUGAAUGGAGCGACGGCACACCCUCACACCGAGCCUGAUGGAACAACCUACAACAUGGGGAACUCCUACAACCCUAAAGGAGCAUCCUACAACAUCAUCCGUGUGCCACCAACCAAGGACACAGAUGAUGAGACCCUGGAGGGAGCCACUGUGUUGUGCUCUAUUCCCUCACUGGAAAAGACUAAACCGUCCUACUACCACAGCUUUGCAAUGUCUGAGAACUACGUGGUGUUCAUUGAACAGCCAAUCAAGAUGGAUCUGUUGAAGAUUGUGACAGGCAAGCUGAGAACGAAAAGCAUCAGUGACGGUUUUUACUGGGACCCCAAACUCAACACCAUCUUCCACCUGAUUGACAAGAAGACAGGAAAGGUAAGCUCGAUCAUGUACCUAGCCAAGGCACUGUCAACCUUCCAUCAGAUCAAUGCGUACGAAGAGGGCGGCUUCUUGAUCAUAGAUAUGUGUGCUUCAGAUGAUGGCCAGGCAAUCUCCAACUACAACAUUCAGAACCUGAGGAAGUCUGGAGAAGCUCUUGAUGAGGUGUAUAACACCCUGUGUCGAGUCUUUCCACGGCGCUUUGUUCUUCCUCUCAAUGUGGGCAAUGAUACCCCCUUCAACCAGAACUUGAACAACCAGUUCAACACCACAGCCACUGCUUUGAGAACAGCCAAAAGCAAGGUCUUCUGUACCCAUGAAGACCUCCAUGGAGAAGAUCUUCAUCAGUAUGGAGGUCUGGAGUUCCCUCAGAUAAACUAUAGCAAGUACAACACCAAACCCUACCGCUACUUCUAUGGCUGCGGCUUCAGACAUCUUGUAGGAGACACACUGAUCAAGAUGGACCUCAACGGGAAACAAAUGAAGGUGUGGGAACGAACUGGUCUUUAUCCAUCUGAACCAGUCUUCGUACCCUCCCCCAAUGCAACUGAAGAGGACGACGGUGUUGUCUUGUCUGUGGUCAUCACUCCUAAUAAGGACAAGAGCACGUUCCUCCUGGUUUUAGAUGCCCAAACGUUUGAGGAGCUGGGCAGGGCUGCGGUGCCUGUGAACAUCCCCUACGGUUUCCACGGGACAUUCAAUAACACGGCUUAGACAUGCGAGGAAGCUCACAAAAACUCACUGUACCUCCGGGCUCACUGAAAAUUAAACCCUGUAUGUAAAUAUUAACUGUGCUGUUUGUUUAACUGGAAACUAAGAGGUCACUCCAUAUAUGAAUGUAUUGUAAAUAUGUUUUUUCCACUUUACUUUUCACCAUUUCCAUUUUCAUAAAGUGUUUAAAAUAGUGGUCAUUUAAGGCAAAGUAAGAUCAUCUUCAACGUCUGCUGUUUAGUUAUGUACAUACUGGUAAUGUGAUAAAACAAGUUUACAGCAAAACAUGUCAGAUUCAUUACAAAUUAAGAGAACUCCAACUCUUUUUACAGCACCUGUUGUGUCAGAUAGAGUGAUAAGUAAAUGCAUUGUGGCGGUGGAGAAAACGUCAUCGAUUUCAUGAAUGAUUUAUAAAACAGCUUGUGAAUCUCUGUACCAAAACUGUAGAU